AUGAUCGCCGUCUCCAUCCCCACGGCGGCCCCGGGCAGUCCCGACCGGGCGCACACGGUAUUCUGGGUGGAAGUGCUGAGCAAUGGCCGGCGGCACACGGUGGCCAAGCGCUACAGCGAGUUCCAGGCGCUGCACAAGCGGAUCAAGAAGACCUGCAAGGUCCCCGACUUCCCCUCACGCCAUGUUCCCAACUGGAUGCCCAAAGCGCUGGAGCAGCGGCGGCAGGGCCUGGAGCUCUACAUCCGGAGUGUCUUGUACCACAACAAGGAGCUGCCUCAGGAUCUGCUGGACUUCCUGAAGGUGCGGCGUGGCCAGCAGGACCCCAGGGCCAGCAGCCCCUGCAUCAACCACCCAGCGGCCUCCCAGCGGCCCGUUGUCGGCUUCUGCACUGACCCCUACACGUGGGCACCGUGCACAGCCCUGCUUCCUGACACCAUCCUCAGCGGAGUGCUGCAGGGCCUCUACCUCCCCCCCUGCUGCACCCCCAGCCCGGCAGCACCCUUAGCCCUGUGGUCAAAAUAG
Molecule: messenger RNA, 522 nt
Organism: Colius striatus (speckled mousebird)
Lineage: Eukaryota; Metazoa; Chordata; Aves; Coliiformes; Coliidae
Gene: SNX22
Product: sorting nexin 22
Exons: 6
Coding region: 1-522 (173 amino acids)
Molecular function (GO): phosphatidylinositol phosphate binding
Source: RefSeq, a predicted model, not a curated record